Messenger RNA from Brachypodium distachyon (stiff brome), 1494 nucleotides. RefSeq names its product 26S proteasome non-ATPase regulatory subunit 13 homolog B. Gene Ontology annotation, biological process: ubiquitin-dependent protein catabolic process. The record is from RefSeq and is a predicted model, not a curated record. The coding region runs from base 108 to 1271 and encodes 387 amino acids. Gene Ontology annotation, molecular function: structural molecule activity. NCBI's taxonomy places the organism in Eukaryota, Viridiplantae, Streptophyta, Magnoliopsida, Poales, Poaceae. The transcript is spliced from 6 exons. Gene Ontology annotation, cellular component: nucleus; cytosol; proteasome regulatory particle, lid subcomplex.
GAGUCCGACCGCACCGCGACCGAAACAGAUCCAGCUCCUGCGCUUCCUCGUCGCGUCUUCUUGGCCGGGAAGAAAGAAGGAAGCGGGGGGAGGCUAGGCUAGAGGCGAUGGCGGCGGCGCUGGAGUUCCUGGAGGCGCAAGGCGCGACGCGGCCGGAGCUGGCGGAGUGGUACACCGCCCUCGCCGAUCUCUACCAGCGGAAGCUGUGGCACCAGCUCACCCUCAAGCUCGACCAAUUCCUCGCCCUCGCCGUCGUGCAGGCGGGCGAUGCUCUGAUUCAGCUGUAUAAUCACUUCAUCUCUGAUUUUGAGACAAAGAUCAAUCUUCUUAAGUUUGCUCACUUCACAGUUGUAGUUUCACGGCAGUAUUCAGAUAAAGAUGCUGGUAUAAACUAUCUGGAAGGCGUAAUUUCAAAGCUGCAUGAGACUCGGGAAUCGCGUGUUGAAGAGCCCAUUCUCUAUGUGAAGAUGCAGAUUGCCAAUUUUCUUCUUGAGAAAGGGGAUCAAAAGGAGUGCAAGAAACUGCUAGAUGAGGGCAAAAACACUUUGGAUAGCAUGGUCGAUGUUGAUCCUUCGGUACAUGCGACCUAUUACUGGAUAUGUUCUCAGUACCACAAAGUCUGUCAAGACUACUCCGAGUUUUACAAAAGUGCUCUUCUCUAUCUUGCAUACACAACAGUGGAGUCACUUUCAGAACCAUUCAAACAGAACCUGGCAUUUGACCUCUCACUUGCUGCUUUAUUGGGUGACAACAUAUACAACUUCGGGGAGUUGCUUGCCCAUCCAAUUAUCCAUAGCCUUGUUGGAACAGCUGUGGAGUGGAUUUAUCAUAUGCUACAAGCAUUCAACUCUGGCAAUCUAGCGUUGUAUCAGGAGCUCUGCAAAGUUCACAUCACCGCUUUGACUGCACAACCUGCUUUGGUACAGAAGGAGAGGGAGCUACUUGAAAAGAUCAAUAUCCUAUGCUUGAUGGAAAUCAUUUUCAGCCGAGCAUCUGAAGACCGUACAAUCCCACUGAGCACUAUAGCUGAACAGACCAGACUCUCAGUCGAGGAUGUGGAGUAUCUUCUAAUGAAGAGCCUCUCUGCUCAUCUUAUUGAAGGCAUAAUUGAUCAGGUUGACGGGACUGUCCAUGUUUCGUGGGUGCAACCAAGGGUCCUUGGUGUCGACCAAGUAAAAUCCCUACGUGACCGGCUGGAUACUUGGGUCGGAAAGGUGCACACAACCUUGUUAUCUGUUGAAGCCGAGACACCGGACUUGAUAUCUUCGUGAUCUUCUUCGGGUCCUCGUCGAAGGACGGCUGUAACCUUACACAAAACGAAUUGAGGAAUUUGAAUUUGUAUUGAUUCUUUAGCUUGCAAGGUCGCAAAACCUAGAAAGAUUUGUAAACAUGUUGGCUCUUAUUUUUAUCUGGAUGUGGAACCCGCUGUAUGAGAAAUGGAUUGUUUGCCAUCUCUUUCCAGAUGCUUACUACUAUGGUCUAGUUUGAUUUGAA